UGCGUCUGUGCGAUUUAUACAAACCAGUCAACACGAACAGCUGUGACGGGGAGAGGUAAACAGACUCGAAAUAUUAUCUCAUUUAGAGUAAACAUUGGAUAUGGACCUUCGAUCAGUUUUCAGUAAUCAUUCUACAGAAGGAUACUCGGUUGGUCAUGUGUCUGCUGAGACCCUAUCAGAAGAUGAGGAUGAGAUGAGUAGCAAGCUAAGCAAACACAGGAGGGGUUCAGGGGGCUACACCCCUGCCCCCGGGGGCCCUUUCUCGGCACUCAUACCCAGCAUGUGGCCACAGGAUAUUCUUGCCAAAUUAGCACAGACUGAAGAUGCUGGUGCUGUGGGGGAUUUCAGAUAUGACGAGUUUGGCUUCAGAGUAGAAGUAGAAGAUGCAGCUGAACCCAACUCCAGCAAACUCCUGAGUGAACCCUUUAUAGAAGAUCCCCAGCAGAGAUUAAAAUGGACAGCUUACUUUGAAUUUGCUCAUAAUACAGAAGUUGGCGAUCUCACAUGGGAAUCGAUGGAAAGCAGAUUACCCCAAACAGAGAAGUUGCGUUCGCUGGUCCGCGAAGGCAUCCCACACAGCAUGAGGCAUCAGCUGUGGAUGAGACUGUGUGGUGCGCAGGAGAAGAAGAGUAGCAGCGAAAUGACAUACAGGGAAAUCAUUAAAGCCAGUUCGAGUGACCAGUCCAUGGCAGCCAAACAAAUAGAAAAGGACCUACUGCGUACGAUGCCCAGCAAUGCAUGCUUCUCAAACCAGAAGAGCACCGGUGUCCCCAGGUUACGUAGGGUUUUGAGGGGCAUCUCAUGGCUCUACCCUGAUAUAGGCUACUGCCAAGGGACAGGCGUGAUUGUAGCAUCGUUGCUCCUGUUUAUGGAUGAAGAAGAUGCGUUCUGGAUCAUGUGUUCAGUCGUAGAAGAUCUUGUUCCUCCGUCAUACUUCUCACACACAUUACUUGGAGUUCAGGCUGACCAGAGAGUGCUUAGACAACUAAUGGUGAGCUAUCUCCCCGAGCUUGAUCAACUACUUAAGAGCCAUGAUAUAGAAUUAUCCUUGAUUACAUUGCAUUGGUUUCUGACUGCGUUUGCCAGUGUGGUGCAUAUGAAGGUGCUACUAAGAAUCUGGGAUAUGUUCUUCUUUGACGGGUCCAUCGUUCUCUUCCAAAUCACACUUGCCAUGUUCAAAAUGAAGGAGGAAGAGCUAUUAUCGUUGGACAAUUCAGCUCAGAUCUUCAAUGCCUUGUCAGAUCUUCCGGGAGUAGUAGAUGAUAUGGAUAAGCUUGUACAGUCAGCAGUAAGGAUACAGAUAAAUAUCGAAGAUGAGGUGUGUAUCGGACCAGAAUGUUUUAGUUGUACGAAGUAUGAGAUUGGCAUGCGUCACUCUGCAUCCCUGACUGACAUCAUAGUAGACACACACAGACGGAAACAUCUGGCCUAUCUAAUGGCUGAACAAGGUGCUAUUGUCAACCCAGAAUCGGCAGGAAACCUUCCAAAACAGCAAGUGAACAAGCGUCAACUUCAGAGGAGAAAAUCACUGAUGGGAGCUCUGUUUCCUAAUCAGGAUGAUUCCAAUGAUUUGAAGGCUAAGAACAUUCGUCAGACGGAGCUUGUGUCAGAUCUGAGGGAAGCCAUUCAACAGAUCGGAAGACACUUUCAAGCUAUUGACCCAAAGAAUGCAAAAAUAGGUCUGAUACCAGACUACUCUCUGGAAAGUCACCAGAAAGACCACGAACAGUUUGUGAACAUCACAAGAACAAGGAAAAGAAGGGCCAAAGCACUGCUGGACUUUGAGAGGCAUGACGAUGAUGAAUUGGGCUUUAGAAAAAAUGAUAUCAUCACAAUCAUAUCUCAAAAAGAUGAGCACUGCUGGGUAGGUGAGCUGAAUGGCCUUCGAGGUUGGUUUCCGGCCAAGUUUGUAGAGAUCUUGGAUGAGAGGAGUAAACAAUACACCAGCGCGGGGGACGAUGCGGUCACAGAAACCAUCACAGACCUAGUCAGAGGAUCGUUAUGUCCUGCGCUAAAAGCUGUAUUUGAACACGGCCUGAAGCAGCCUUCUAUCUUAGGAGCAACGUACCAUCCGUGGCAUUUUAUUGAAGAGGCAAGUGCUAAGGAAGUUGAGAGAGAUUUUGAAUCAGUUUACUCAAGACUGGUGCUUUGUAAGACUUAUAGACUGGACGAGGACGGUAAAGUGCUAACACCAGAAGAGCUUCUGUAUCGGUCAGUCCAAGCGGUCAAUCUGACCCACGACGUAGCCCAUGCUCAGAUGGACGUCAAGUUCAGAUCGUUGACGUGUCUAGGCCUCAAUGAACAAGUGCUCCACCUGUGGCUCGAAACCCUGUGCUCCUGCGACAAGAUCGUGGAGAAGUGGUACCACCCGUGGUCCUUCCUCCGCAGCCCCGGCUGGGUCCAGAUCAAGUGCGAGCUCCGGGUCCUCUCCAACUUUGCCUUCAACCUGUCGCAGGAUUGGGAGCUCCCCAUCAAGAAAGACACUUGGGGACGAGCAGUGAAUCCUCCACAGACAUUACCAUCUCUAAAAGCUAGCAUCCGUGACAUGCUCAUUAAAUAUCACCUCUUCAGUUGGGAACUUUGAGGGCAGUAUAACUAUUAUUAGAAUAUGGGUCACAAUACAAUGGUUGCUGCAAUGUCAGGCAAGCAAA
Lytechinus variegatus (green sea urchin) is the source of this 2651-nucleotide messenger RNA. It is a transcript of the gene sgsm3, whose product is annotated as small G protein signaling modulator 3 homolog. The coding region runs from base 101 to 2584 and encodes 827 amino acids. The transcript has 24 exons. The record is from RefSeq and is a predicted model, not a curated record. Gene Ontology annotation, molecular function: protein binding. NCBI's taxonomy places the organism in Eukaryota, Metazoa, Echinodermata, Echinoidea, Temnopleuroida, Toxopneustidae.